This is a messenger RNA of Erythranthe guttata (spotted monkey flower), 6064 nucleotides long. It is a transcript of the gene SWP, whose product is annotated as RNA polymerase II transcription mediator. The record is from RefSeq and is a predicted model, not a curated record. Gene Ontology annotation, cellular component: mediator complex; core mediator complex. NCBI's taxonomy places the organism in Eukaryota, Viridiplantae, Streptophyta, Magnoliopsida, Lamiales, Phrymaceae. Gene Ontology annotation, biological process: regulation of transcription by RNA polymerase II. Gene Ontology annotation, molecular function: transcription coregulator activity.
AUUAAAAAAAAGAGAGGAAUUUGAUGAAAGAAAUUAAAUAGCGAAACCAAACGCAGCCUUACUUAUAGAGAUACAGACGACCAACGGAGAAGUCAAACCAAAGAAGAGUAAGGGAGGGGAAGGGAGAGAGAGAGAAAACGAGAGGAGAGAGAGAGAGAGAGAAAAACCUGAAUAAAUUCUCUCUUACCUGAAAACCCUAAUUCAGUUAUCCUGCUCCGAUGAUUCCUUCCCAUUCGGGGCGAAUUCCUGAAAGCAAGCACUAAUUUAGUCAAUUCAGUGAACGGAAAUCAAUCAUGGCCGAGGUAGGGCAAGAGACAUUGGAUUUCGCGGCUCUGGUUGGACGCGCCGCCGAGGAAUCCUAUGUUUCGCUUAAGGAAUUGGUGGAGAAAUCCAAGUCCACGGAAAUGUUAUCCGACGCCGAUAAGAAGAUUAUGAUUUUGAAGUACAUUGUUAAGACCCAGCAGCGGAUGCUCCGUCUCAAUGUCCUUGCCAAGUGGUGCCAGCAGGUUCCUUUGAUCCAGUACUGUCAACAACUUGCAUCAACUCUAUCAAGUCAUGAGACUUGCUUCAGUCAAGCUGCAGAUUCAAUGUUUUUUAUGCAUGAGGGGCUACAACAAGCUCGAGCUCCCAUCUAUGAUGUUCCUUCUGCUAUUGAGGUUCUUCUUACUGGAAGUUACCAGCGUUUACCAAAAUGCAUAGAAGAUGUGGGCACACAGAGCAUAUUGAAUAAGGAUCAGCAAGGGCCAGCUUUAAAGAAACUUGAUACGCUUGUUAGGUCAAAGUUACUUGAAGUUUCACUUCCAAAAGAAUUUACUGGAAUCGAAGUUUCUGAUGGUGUUGUCUUGGUUCGGGUUGAUGGGGAAUUCAAAGUUCUUGUCACACUUGGCUAUCGAGGUCAUUUGUCAAUGUGGAGGAUAUUACAUUUGGAGUUGCUUGUUGGUGAGAGAAGUGGGCUUGUGAAGGUGGAAGAAUCACGACGACAUGCUCUUGGAGAUGAUUUGGAACGCCGAAUGGCUGCAUCAGAAAACCCAUUCACGACAUUAUAUUCUAUUCUUCAUGAGCUAUGUGUUGCUCUUAUCAUGGACACUGUUAUAAGACAAGUGCAAACACUCCGACAAGGCAGAUGGAAAGAUGCAAUUCGUUUUGAACUCAUAUCUGAUGGUACUACUGGGCAAGGAGGGAGUGCUUCCUCCUCCCAUGGCACUCAUGACGGAGACACUGAUUCUGGCUUACGAACUCCUGGAUUGAAAAUCAUAUACUGGUUAAAUCUUGACAAAAGCACUGGAACAUCUGAUUCAGGGAUAUCCCCAUUCUUAAGAAUUGAACCACGCCCCGAUUUGCAGAUAAAGUGUUCACAUAGCACAUUUGUGAUUGAUCCUCUAACUGACAAGGAGGCAGAUUUUACCCUUGACCGAAGUUGCAUUGAUGUUGAAAUGCUACUGCUCAGAGCCAUUGGCUGUAAUAGAUAUACCCGCCUUCUUGAGAUUUACAAGGAAGUGGAGAAGAAUGGACAGAUCAACAGAACACCUGGUGAUGUCCAGCUUCAGUUUCAUUUGGAUGAUUUUGCAACUGAUUGUGGAAAGAGGGAUAAUGAUGCACUUGAUCAAAAGCAUGAUGGCCAGGAAGUUCUGCAUGUGCGUGCCUAUGGUUCUUCAUUUUUCACUCUUGGAAUAAACAUAAGGAGUGGUCGUUUUCUUCUUCGCUCAUCGAAGAAUAUCAUAUCAUCAAAGGCUUUGCUAGAGUGUGAAGAAGCAUUGAACCAGGGAAGUAUUACAGCAGCGAAAGCUUUUAUCAACUUGAGGAAAAAUAGUAUUUUACAUUUAUUUGCAAGCAUUGGACGGUUCUUGGGUCUUGAGGUAUUUGAUCAUGGGUUUACAGCAGCAAAAUUGCCAAAGAACAUUUCGGAUGAGUCAAAUUCAUUAUUCAUGGGAUUCCCAGAGUGUGGGAGUUCUUAUUUCUUGUUAAUGCAACUUGACAAGGAGUUCAAACCUUGUCCCAAGUUAAUAGAAGCACAGACAGAUCCCUCUGGGAAAGGUGAAGCAUUUGGUGAUAUGAGCAAAGUAACUAGAGUAAAAGAUUUGGAUAUUAGUACGAUGCACAUGUGCAAAGAUGAACUCAGUUUGAGCCUUCUCGAUCGUCGGAAGAUGGUAUCGAUUCUUGAUGAUGUUAAUGUUAAUGAGGUUUCUGAACGCAUUCUUCACUCUAACUCCAGCUUGGAAGGUUCUGUUGCUCGAUCUAGUGUUCCUAUCAGUUUCUCAUCUAUUGUCGAUGAAGUCUUUGAGAUUGAGAAAGGGUCAUCUGGACAUAACACAUUGUCUACAUCUGGUCUGUCUUCUACAUCCCGUUUUGGCUUGGGAAGUAUGAAUCUCCAUAAUGCAAAACCUUCAGCAUCACCCCAAAACUGGGAUGGAGCUCAAACAUUACAAAAUUCUGUGAGCAAUUUUAAGAGCUUGAUGCCGUCUGGUUCCACCAGUUCACUUACCACGCCUUCAGUGAAAAGCCAAGCUAUGAAUAAAUUAACAGCUUCAAAGUCAGAUCAGGAUCUGUCUGCUCUCAGGUCUCCACAUUCUGGUCGCUUUGGUUCUUACGGUGUAAUGGACGAAGACCAGCUGACUGUAGCUGGACUUCCCUCAGCUCGGCUUUUGUCUCCACCACAGCGCACCGGCCCUCCAGUUUCAGUAGUGAGCAUGAAGUCUAAUGAACCUAAAAGCACGCCUGCUGGGACUGUAUCAGGGAACUUUGCUAUUUCUGGAUCUAACUCAUGGAUUAAUUCUCCUAUAUCUUCAACACUGGACAGUGCUGUUCUCGAGAACUCAAACCAAGAAAGCAUACCUCAACAUGAUGGAAUACCCCGAAAACGAACUGUGUCAGAUAUGUUAAAAUCUAUUCCCUCACUGCAUUGUCUUGCAAUCAAUGAAGCAUCUAAUAAGAGAAGGAAAAUUAAGGAAACACCACAUGCCGAGCUUUCUCAUACACCGCCUCUUAGUUCUUGUGACCAUCCUUGUAAAAUUGAAAAACACAGCUUUGCGAAUCUUAUAGCUGAAGCCAAUAUGGGCAGCGCAUCUCCUAGUAUUUACGUAUCUGCGCUCCUUCACAUUGUUAGACAUUGCUCACUGUGUAUAAAACAUGCCCGAUUGACUAGUCAGAUGGAAGAACUUGAUAUACCCUAUGUUGAAGAAGUGGGUCUGAGAAGUGCAUCCUCAAACUUGUGGUUCCGCCUUCCAUUUUCCAGAGAUGAUACAUGGCAACACAUAUGUUUGAGGCUGGGGAGCCCUGGAAGCUUGUACUGGGAUGUCAAAAUUGUUGACCCACACUAUGAGGACUUGUGGGAGCUUCAGAAUGGGAGCAAUACUACCCCGUGGGGUUCUGGUAUUCGAAUAGCUAAUACAUCUGAUGUGGAUUCUCAUAUCCGUUAUGACUCGGAAGGUGUUAUAUUGAGUUACAAUUCUGUGGAGGCUGAUAGUAUUAAGAAGUUAGUGGCUGAUAUACAAAGACUUUCAAAUGCUAAAACUUUCGCCCUUGGAAUGCGAAAACUAUUAGGUGCAAGGACUGAUGAGAAACUGGAAGAGAACAAUGGAAACUUAGACAGCAAAAAUCCUGCUGGAUUGAAAACCGUGAUGGAGGGUUAUGAAAAGUUGUCUGAACAGAUGAGAAGAGCGUUUAGAAUUGAAGCUGUUGGACUAAUGAGUUUGUGGUUUAGUUUUGGUUCAGGUGUCCUUGCUCGCUUUGUUGUUGAGUGGGAGUCUGGUAAAGAGGGCUGCAGAAUGCAUGUUUCUCCCGACCAGCUUUGGCCCCAUACUAAGUUUUUAGAAGAUUUCAUUAAUGGAGGCGAAGUUGAAUCCCUUUUGGAUUGCAUUCGACUGACUGCUGGACCGUUGCAUGCUCUUGCUGCUGCUACAAGGCCUGCGCGAGCUGCUCCUGUUUCUGGGGUUCCUGGGAUGACAAGCUCUAUUUCUUCUACUUUAAAGCAGACUGGAUAUGUGCCAUCUCAGAGUCUGCCUAGCAAUUCCAACACGAAUACUAGUCAAGCUUCAUCUGGUCCUGCGGGUAAUCCUGGUGUUCCUACAUCAACAGGCCCUAUUGGAACUCAUAAUACUGCUGCAGUCCUGGCAGCAGCCGCGGCGGCAGCAGCAGCAGCUGCUGCUGGUCGAGGUGGUCCUGGCCCUGGCAUUGUUCCCAGUUCAUUGUUGCCAAUUGAUGUUUCUGUGGUGCUAAGAGGCCCCUACUGGAUUAGAGUCAUAUAUCGCAAAAAUUUUGCUGUUGACAUGCGGUGUUUUGCUGGAGAUCAAGUUUGGUUGCAACCAGCUACCCCACCAAAAGUUGGUGCACCUAUUGGGGGAUCACUUCCAUGUCCGCAGUUUCGACCUUUUAUUAUGGAGCAUGUUGCUCAGGAAUUGAACGGCAUCGAUUCUAACUUUCCAGGUGCUACCCAGGCGCUUGGAUUGUCUAAUUCAAAUAAUCCCAAUCAGAGUGCAACUUCACAGCUACCAGUUACGCCUGGAAGCAGAUCCAACCUUGCAAAUACUUCACCAAUGGCUCGAACAGGAAAUGUGUUAGCUGUUUUAAACCGGACAGGAAACUCUCUUCCUGGAUCUUCCAAUGUACCUUUGGUUAACCAAUUACGUAGAUCACCUAGUUCUGCGGUCCCUGCUCAUGUUAGAGGAGAGCUGAAUACUGCCAUAAUUGGACUUGGGGAUGAUGGAGGCUAUGGUGGUGGAUGGGUUCCUCUUGUCGCACUAAAAAAGGUCCUUAGAGGUAUUCUGAAGUAUCUUGGAGUACUGUGGCUAUUUGCACAAUUGCCAGAACUUUUGAAAGAGAUCCUCGGGUCAAUUCUGAAGGAUAAUGAAGGUGCAUUGUUGAAUUUGGAUCAGGAGCAGCCAGCUUUGCGCUUCUUUGUUGGCGGCUAUGUAUUUGCUGUUAGUGUUCACAGAGUUCAACUUCUUCUCCAAGUCCUCAGCGUCAAAAGGUUCCAGCCAACUCAGCAGCAACAGAAUUCAGCCACUGCUCUAGAAGAAUUAACUCAAUCCGAAAUAGGAGAGAUAUGCGAUUACUUCAGUCGUCGUGUGGCAUCUGAACCCUACGAUGCAUCUCGAGUUGCCUCAUUCAUCACCCUCUUGACUUUACCGAUUUCAGUUCUGCGAGAAUUUCUGAAACUCAUCGCAUGGAAGAAAGGAUUAACUCAAGGUCAAGGAGCUGCUACUGCUGCUGACUCAGCAUCCCCUACUCAAAAAUCCCGAAUCGAAUUGUGCCUCGAGAAUCACAUGGGGUUCAACAAAGAUGGCAUCGCCGAUAAUACAUCAUCAGUAUCCAAGAGCAAUAUUCACUACGAGAGGGCCCACAACUCGGUUGACUUUGGACUGACUGUUGUUCUUGAUCCAGCACAUAUACCUCAUAUAAAUGCUGCUGGAGGUGCAGCUUGGUUGCCUUACUGCGUUUCGGUGAGAUUAAGGUACUCGUUUGGUGAAAAUAAUCCAACUGUAAGUUUCCUUCGAAUGGAGGGAAGCCAUGGUGGGCGUGCUUGCUGGUUGAGAAGUGACGAGUGGGAUAAAUGUAAACAAAGAGUGAUUAGAACUGUGGAAGUGAAUGGCUCUUCUUCUGGUGGGGAUAAUAAUAAUACUAAUACUAAUAAUAAUACGAAUCAGGGAAGAUUGAGAGUUGUUGCUGAUAGUGUGCAGAGAACUUUACACGCUUGCCUUCAAGGACUAAGAGACGGCAUAGGAAUGACGUGAUUUUGAAGAUUAAUACUUAGGAGAGAUGACUUUUUGAUUUAAAUGAAUGGUGAUUCGAGAGGGGAUUUUGAUUGGUUUUAGUUAUUUUAGCAUACGCAGCAGCAGCAUGGUUUUCCAAAGUGAUUUGAGCUUGGCUAACUUGAAGACAUGUAUUUUAGUCAGGUUAUUGUUUGUUUCUCUGUGUACAGGGUAGUAGUGGUUUUUAUAGGUUUUUGUAUAAAUUUGAUCACUCGAUAUUUUGUACAAUUCAAACUGCCACUCUGUGAAAAGAAAGUGGUCUUUCAAUUUACUUUUCGUUAGAAACUAAUUGCUGUCGUAUAUUUUUUGGGUACAUA